AUGAAUUCAAUGUUUUUGCGGACAGUAUUCAUCUUCAUGAUUUUUCUGUAUUGCUUCCAGUUUUGCCUGUGUACGAAUUGCGCGAACUUUCCUUAUCACCCUUUAUGUCGAGGUACAAUGAAAAGGACAUUCAAUCCAGAUGAAUUUUCAAACCUAUACGUUCGGUCUCGUCCUAUGUAUGAUGAUUCGCAUAAUGACUGCUCUAUCGGUGCAAACUGCAAACCAAAGAUCAAAUAUUUGUUCGUGCUUCUCAAUGACGUUACUUGA
Dinoponera quadriceps is the source of this 267-nucleotide messenger RNA. RefSeq lists its product as uncharacterized. The record is from RefSeq and is a predicted model, not a curated record. The transcript is spliced from 4 exons. NCBI's taxonomy places the organism in Eukaryota, Metazoa, Arthropoda, Insecta, Hymenoptera, Formicidae. The coding region runs from base 1 to 267 and encodes 88 amino acids.